AAUUACAAAGUCACGCAUAUAAAACCUAAACAUCCGCCUCCUAGGGUUUCUGCGUUCUCAUCGUCUUCGGCGCGCUUCAGCAGUAUUCUCACUUCUCUCGUCUGAAGCUGCAACCUGAGAGCCAUGGCAACUGAAGUUGUAGCCGAGCCAAUCCAGCAUUUCCAGGAACCUCACAACGACGUCAAGCUCUUCAACAAGUGGAGCUUCGACGAUGUUCAGGUCAGUGACAUCUCACUUGGAGAUUACAUUGGAGUGGCCCAGUCCAAACAUGCAACAUAUGUGCCUCACACUGCUGGGAGGUACUCAGUGAAACGUUUCAGGAAAGCUCAAUGCCCCAUUGUGGAGAGGCUUACAAACUCACUCAUGAUGCACGGGAGAAACAACGGGAAGAAGUUGAUGGCUGUUAGGAUUGUUAGGCAUGCAAUGGAAAUCAUCCAUUUGCUUACUGAUCUGAACCCCAUUCAAGUUAUUGUUGAUGCUGUUGUUAACAGUGGUCCACGUGAAGAUGCUACUCGUAUUGGGUCUGCCGGAGUUGUUAGGCGUCAGGCUGUGGAUAUCUCACCUCUGAGACGGGUGAACCAGGCUAUCUAUCUCAUCACAACUGGUGCUCGUGAGUCUGCUUUCAGGAACAUCAAAACCAUUGCUGAAUGCUUGGCCGAUGAGCUUAUUAAUGCUGCCAAAGGUUCCUCUAACAGUUAUGCUAUCAAGAAGAAGGAUGAGAUUGAAAGGGUUGCCAAGGCCAAUCGUUAAGGUGUUGUGGAAGCUUCUGGUACCGAAGACUAUAAUCUAAAAGCAAAGUGGGUGUUAUGUAUCAAAGGACAAAAUUGGUUUUGUUUAUCUUUUUGUAAUGACCGUAUGCUAGCUCCAAUUUCGGAUGUGUACUGUUUUGUUUCGUGAAGACAUGAUCUAGGCUUUGUUUCUUUUGUUCUUUUUCUUUGCUUCUAGUAUGUUAUCAAACUAUGUUUGGAAUUAAGAGAAGACAGGUGACAACUUAGAAUUUUUA
Rosa rugosa (rugosa rose) is the source of this 1003-nucleotide messenger RNA. RefSeq names its product small ribosomal subunit protein uS7-like. The coding region runs from base 124 to 750 and encodes 208 amino acids. The transcript is spliced from 5 exons. Lineage: Eukaryota; Viridiplantae; Streptophyta; Magnoliopsida; Rosales; Rosaceae. Gene Ontology annotation, cellular component: cytosolic small ribosomal subunit; ribosome. Gene Ontology annotation, molecular function: structural constituent of ribosome; mRNA binding; rRNA binding. The record is from RefSeq and is a predicted model, not a curated record. Gene Ontology annotation, biological process: ribosomal small subunit assembly; translation.